Molecule: messenger RNA, 4426 nt
Organism: Mercenaria mercenaria
Lineage: Eukaryota; Metazoa; Mollusca; Bivalvia; Venerida; Veneridae
Product: protein hinderin-like
Exons: 13
Coding region: 84-2474 (796 amino acids)
Source: RefSeq, a predicted model, not a curated record
UUUUUACUACAGGUACAGCUUCCAGUGAAGAUGAUGCAUAUGUUCCAGGGUUAUCUGCUCCUGGCAAUAAAAGACCAGGCAGAAUGAAAGCUAGGAAAACAAAAGAAGUGCUUGCCAGUGUUCCUCUGAAACAGCCACUUGUUGAAAAUGUAAAACCAGACUUUACACAGAGUGAAAUGCCUCUAAAAGCCCGGCCUAGGAAACCACUGUCUGGGAACCUGAAGUCGAGAGAUAAUGUUAACAGCUUUCCAUCUAGAGAGAAGAGCAGAUUGUCAGAUGUUGAUGAUAGUGGCAUGUCUACAACAUUUGAGAGUUUUGCUGAGAAAAGUUUACAUAGAUUGAAGAAAGCCUCCUUGAAAGAUCUCCGGCCAGAAGAUAAACAGAGGGUUGCUAAUCUUAUUAAAGAGCUUGCAAGGGUUGGUGAUGAAAAAGAGAAGGUUGUCAAGGAACUGCAUGGAGAGAGAGAACAGUACGAACAUCAACUGAUGGUUAUGGUGGAACAACAAGAGAAAAUAUUACAAGAAAGAGAAGAUGUUCAGGAGAAGCUGUUCCAGUGUCAGAAAUUGCUGACCGAGUACCAGGCACAGUUAUUGAACAAACAAGACAGACUGAACUCCUCUAUACACGAUAUUAAAGAAGCUAUGGGAAAUUCUAAACCUGAAGCAAAACAAACAAAAGCAAUUGUCACUUUAGCACCGUCGGUACCGAAAACCACACCCAUAGACACUGUACCCCACAGUAAUCCUGCUAGAGUUAUAGAAGUUUGUCCACCAGUGUAUGACCUGUCAGAGAUGGAUGAACAGAGUUUAACCCCUGUGCUCCUUAAUCGGGUCCCAUCCCCGAUAGAUAAACAGGAUUAUCCAGGAGCUGGGAGACAGUCACGAUCUAGGGAACCAAUUUCUAGAUACCCAACCAAUCAGAACACAGAUGAUGGUCAUUUGAUCAAUGAGAAUGCAGGAGAUGAGUCUGUGUCAGAUUUAUUGUUGAAUCCAACAGAAACUGUGAAAAGACCAUACACCUCUAUGAUAGAUAAAGAAAUUGCUAGGGAAAGGUCAAGGAGUAGGGGGUCAAGGACAUCUGACUAUUCAAGGUCACGCAGUGCCUCACCCACAGAAGGAAGACCUAAAUUUGCCUACCCUCAGAAACUGAUCAGUACAGGUCCAUUGCAUGAACCUUUAGCAUCAAGCACUCAAAAAUCUAUGGAAAUUAGAGCUUUGAAUUAUGACAACGAAAGUGUUAGGUCAAGGACAUCUUUGAAAACUCAGGAAACUAGGUCAAAAGGUCAACAAUAUUCAAAAUCAGGUCAAGUCAGAGACUACUCACCAGCUAGUUCAGACAGUGGUAAAAAUAGAGUUGCAUUUAAUGGGAAAGAUGAGUAUGAUGAUGAUGCAGAAAAACAUUCGCCAAAUUUAAAAAACCCGGCAAAAAUGUUCAGUGACCCGGAUUAUGCAAAAUAUUACAAAAAUUUAUCGCCAGGUGGUAGAAAACGUGAACUGUUGAAGCAGAGGCAGGCUUUGCUUGAUGAACAAGAGAGAUUGAGACAGGUGUUAGAGAAACAAGAAGUUCAGUUACAAACUAGGAAAUAUGAAUAUGAUAAACGGAAAGAGCUUCAGCAACAGAGAAUGGAGUUCUAUAAAGAAGGUGGAAAAUUUCCAGCUCUGAAAUUAGAUUUUGAUAAUGCGAGUGAAAAAGGGGUUGGCGUGGAAGAUGAGGAAAAGGGGUCAAGAAAGUGGUUAGUUGGAAAGGACCAUGCUUCUGAGGUGGAGAUGUACAGUCCAAGAAAUGAUAUUGAGAUUGUCAUAACAAAGAAAAGAAGCAUUUUGUCACACACUGGUUGUCAUGAUGAUGAAGUAAAGGUGAGGAGUCGAGUGUCUAUGGGUGCAUCACCGCUAGGAACACCACCGCGUAACAACAAGGUUACUGUGGCAACAUCACCAGCACGGUCCGUAGAUACAGGAGACUCUGAUAUACCAAGGUUGAUAGAUGUGGCUACCAGUAUAUCAUACAGAACUCCUUUGAAAGAUGCCAGUAAUCACAUUCAAGGAAAUCUACCACUGGGAUGUAAUCGGCAAAAAUCCAGUCCCUCCGUUCAACAGUGGCGGGAAACAGAACUAGAGCCCACUGUCAGAACUCCUGGAGAGAAAACUUUGAACGUUAUAGAGCUAGUGAACUCUAUGGACGAGGAACUGCCGGCUUCACACUAUAACGGGAGUUACGAGGAUCUAGAAAACAAACCUGAUAGACAUUUUACACCUAAUAAAUACAUCACAGGUGGUAAAGGGGCUCAGUCUAGUCCAUAUAGACAAUAUACCAGUCCAGCUCAGCUUAGAAGUAACCAACCCAAGCCAAGAACCAGUCAAGUUCAGCAGAGAAUUAGUCAAGGUCAGCAGAGAACCAGUCAAGGCAAACUUCUGAGUGAAGAGGAAGAGUCAUUAGAAGAAAGCAAAAUCCUUGAAGACAUAUUUUUCCUAUGAUUCUUGCCAAUUUAUUAGUCUAUCCUUACUGUGAUAUCAUUGUACCAUAGAUACCCAUGUUUUAUGUGCACUCGUCUAGAAUGCGCAUCCCGGAUUUUAGCCAAAAAUCCUAGAAAAAUUAAUGUUUGGUCUAUACCUGUGUAUAAUAUGCACCCACGAUUCCAUGGGGGUGAUCCCGGGGGUCAAAAAACUGUGCCUUUUACAUGGGUAUCUACAGUAAUGUAUUUUUGUAACUACAUUUCAUGGCAAUCUGUUAUUCGUAGUUUUUAUCUUAAUUUCAACAUGUUGGAAAUGAUCCCAAUUUCACUUGGUUAAUGGUUACAUUUUUCUUGGACUUUAUCAUAGACUCUGUGUAAAAUCUGAAACCUUAGUAUUAAACACAGAUUAUAUUUAAAUGACACCUAGAUUUUAUUUAGUUUGUAGCAUCAUCUAGGGCAUGUAUUGUCAAAAAACAGAAUUUGAUUUUGGAGAAAGUGUGAUAUUUAUUACUGAAGUCACUGUGUUCGUUGUAAAAGAGGUCCAUUUUACCAUGUUGAAACUGGCAUGUCUUGAAAAUGCAGCUCUGUGAUCGGUCUAUUAGACUUCCUGGUGUCAUAUACCUUCAAAGAUUUACAGUUUAGCAAGAAAUAAUAUUCAGUUUGGAGGGGGGGGUGGGGGAGGAAUCACUUUUUUUGGCAUUUUAAUGAAAAAAAGAAGUUAGAAGAAAAAAAUGAACAAGGCCUAAAAAAAUUGUUUGUUUCUGGUAUCCCAAUCUACCCUAAAAAUUUGCCACAACCCUAAUUGCUUAUGUUGUAUGGCAUUGAAAAAAAAAUCAAUAUUUUCACUAUAUUUCAUACUUUUAGCUUUGUUUUAUUGCUCUCUUUUCAUUGUAAAAAAAAAAGCAACUACUUACCUACCUUAUUUUUUGGGGAGCAUGUUACUGGAAAUAAACAGUUUGUUUUUUUGGCCGAACAUGUUGAUUAUUUGCUUCCUACAAGAUUUUUUGUUUUAAUAAGAAGUUGUGCUUGUAAUUUACUGGUAGACUACUAUCAGAAUACUUAAGUAGAAUCUCUGUACUUAAUAUUAAUAUAUAAUUAUGUUGGAAACUUCAUUUUUUUUCUUUUAGACAUUUUUUCUUUGAAUUCAGUUGUCUGUAGACUACAGGUAGCAUGUAAUCUGAAAAAUUAUAAAUCCUUCCACUUUUAUUAGAAUAAUUAUAAAUUUGAUACUAUGAAAAAUGGAUUAGAGCAAACAUCAAUGUCCCGGAAUUGUAAGUUUAUAACUGUUGCCAUUCAAAAUGUUACACUUAUAUGUAGCCAGUAACAUACAUUAAUUUAUCAGAUAUUGUUAGGUGUGUAUUAAUCUCUGUUAUUUAUAGUACAGGGAUUUACUUUACGUAAAUGUACGCUCUAUUAUGUUCAGAAUUUCAGAAUUUCCAUAUACAUAGAAUCACGUUUCUUGUUCAGUGCUAAGAUACAUGUAUAUAUUGUUGCUGUUCAUUGAAAACCUGUUGGUUUUGGCAUGAAAACCUUUAAUUCUUGCAUUUCACUGGAGUGACUGUUUCAUCUUGGAAAAUACAAGAAAGUUCAUUAACAACUAAAAAGAUGAUGAAUGACCAUGUAAAAAUGUCUGAAACUUCAGUUGUACUCUAUGUUUUUUGCUUUAAUUUAGUAAUUUUACUGUUUCAUUGGCAGAAAAGUAACCAAAAAUAAUGUACAAAACUUUAAAAGAAAUAACACCUGUAUAUUAUAUCACAUUCUGUGUAAAUAAAGGUGUCUAUAACCAGAAUCAGAAACUGGCAUAGAUUUUCUAAGAACAGUGGCAGUAUGUGACAUAACCUAAUAAUGCAUGCAUUUACACAAAAAUUCUUCAUGUACAUGUAUUAUAAAUCCUCUGUGCUCUUCAAGCUUAUAUCUGUUAGCAUGUGUUACAUAUAUUGAAAGUUUAUUUUGCAAUAAAUAUGAAAAAUUGUA